Molecule: messenger RNA, 3197 nt
Organism: Belonocnema kinseyi
Lineage: Eukaryota; Metazoa; Arthropoda; Insecta; Hymenoptera; Cynipidae
Gene: svp
Product: steroid receptor seven-up, isoforms B/C
Exons: 4
Coding region: 934-2244 (436 amino acids)
Biological process (GO): cell differentiation; anatomical structure development; regulation of transcription by RNA polymerase II
Molecular function (GO): nuclear receptor activity; RNA polymerase II cis-regulatory region sequence-specific DNA binding; zinc ion binding
Source: RefSeq, a predicted model, not a curated record
CUGGUCGGCCUCAAGAAUAGUUCUGUGGAUCCGGCAGUCGGAUCUCCUCUCCUUUUCUCUUCAAAAGCGCGACAGAGACGGACUAAUACGCGCCUUCAUAUCUAUUUAUCUCAUCGUGAUCGCGCUCCUCCAGGUCUUCAAUAGGUGACCGUGUAUCCGACCGCCGAGAACUCCUCGCGGAUGAAUUAUAUUUGAGUGGUUCACCCCCUGGAGACCCGGAGUGCAGUGCGGGAAGUGUGAUAUGGAUAAUUGUGGACAUCAGUCAAAUCUUAUGAUCUUUAGCUACUGCUGAUGAUCUUUAGUCUUCUGCUGAUGGCAUCUAAUAAAAGCAAGUUGAUAAUGAGAUCUAAUCUUGAUCAGUUGCAAUACCGGUCUCAGAGAACGUGUCGCCAUUUUGGAGAACGCUGAUAACGUUUUUGGUGACUAUAGUCCGAUUAAUUGAAAGUUUUUCAGUGUCGGUGUAGUGCGGUUGUGAUAAUUCAAAACUGGCAGUGACUUCAGCCAGUGAUAAGAUACUAGUGUUCGGAAAGACAAGUGCCGACAAGUUGAACCCCUGUAAAGUUUGGAAACCCUGAUUUCUUAGAACCCUGAACAAGUAUUGUGACAGUUCUUCGGAAUUAGGAGGUGUCUGAAAAUUAAGAACCCUUCAGUCUGUCCUCAAAGUGUCUUCAGUCUGUUUUUAGUAUCAGAAAGAAAUUGAAAGAAGAGCUUUCAGCGAUUAGCUGGAGUAGUUGAAGUUCGGGGGCAGUCUUCAUCAAGGCAGCCAGGGUGGUUCGAGGGGGGACAGGAGGCGCGGACGCCCUGGCGACAGCCGGGGUGGUUUACCCGGCCGCGACGGCUACCCUGUUCCCAGGCCGGGUGCCGACAGCACAUCACCCGGAGCUUUCUACCACGUUGGAGCUGGGGUUCCCGGCGCGCGGCACCACCGCCUCGAUGGCGCUGGUGGCCCCGCCGCCGUCGUGGGCCUCGCGGGACCUUGGUGGAGGUGGCGGCGGUGCUCCGCUGCAGGUGGGCACUCCGUCGCAAAUGCCACCGACUCACCUGACGCCUUCCGCCACCCCUGAAGAUAUCACGUGCCUCGUUCCCGCCGGCAACGUCCUGACGUCGAGGGAUCCGCUUCCACCCAGCACAACCCCCGGCAGCCAGGCCAACAGCUCCCAAUCGGGAAGUUCACAAACGGACAAAUCACCCAAUAUUGAGUGCGUUGUUUGCGGGGAUAAAAGCAGCGGGAAACAUUAUGGACAGUUCACCUGCGAAGGCUGCAAGAGUUUUUUCAAAAGGAGUGUCAGAAGAAAUCUCACAUACUCAUGUCGGGGGAACCGAAAUUGCCCUAUCGACCAACACCAUAGGAACCAGUGCCAGUUUUGCCGCCUGAAAAAGUGCCUGAAGAUGGGCAUGCGCCGGGAAGGUAUGCAUUCUGUGCAGAGAGGGCGAGUUCCACCCUCGCAGCCAUCACUUCCGGGGCUACCGGGACAAUUUGCUCUGACGAAUGGCGACGCAGUGGCAUGCGCGAGUUUGAAUGGACACUCGUACCUGUCAUCCUAUAUUAGCCUACUUCUCAGGGCGGAACCAUAUCCGACGUCGAGAUACGGUCAAUGCAUGCAACCGAACAAUAUCAUGGGAAUAGAUAACAUAUGCGAGUUGGCAGCAAGAUUGCUAUUCUCUGCAGUCGAGUGGGCCAGAAAUAUACCUUUCUUCCCUGACCUCCAAGUGACGGAUCAGGUGGCCCUUCUGAGGUUAGUCUGGAGCGAACUCUUCGUACUCAAUGCGAGUCAGUGUUCUAUGCCCCUUCAUGUGGCACCUCUCCUGGCAGCAGCAGGUCUCCAUGCAUCUCCCAUGGCUGCUGAUCGUGUCGUGGCCUUCAUGGAUCACAUCAGGAUCUUCCAGGAGCAAGUCGAGAAGCUUAAAGCUCUCCACGUGGAUUCUGCUGAAUAUAGUUGCCUCAAAGCCAUCGUUCUCUUCACUACAGAUGCAUGUGGUCUAUCGGACGUAGCGCAUAUUGAAUCCCUUCAGGAAAAAUCACAAUGUGCUCUGGAGGAAUACUGUCGAACGCAAUAUCCAAAUCAGCCAACGAGGUUUGGGAAACUCCUACUGCGAUUACCUUCUUUACGAACAGUCUCAUCCCAAGUGAUCGAGCAACUUUUCUUCGUGAGGUUGGUGGGCAAGACUCCAAUUGAGACUCUCAUAAGGGACAUGCUUCUUAGUGGGAGCAGUUUCAAUUGGCCUUACAUGUCUACGAUGUGACACUCUGUCUGGAGGCAACUAGCUUCCGCAUAAUAUCUUUGUACCUUGGUGCACGGUUCAGUUACAUUUGGUAGCGAAAUUGGUGGAUCUCACGAGAUUUGAGCCUGUGAUCAUGAAUACUUCAUAAGAGCCCCGGAGGGACCUUCGCGCACCACGGAAUUCACGAAUCCGGUCGAGACGAUCGACCCCUCGCUUUCCUAGAUAAGUAAGGCGAUCGGAAAUCGCUAACGAGAAACAUGUCAUUAUCGCUUCAAGCAGUUGAACUAUUUCGACUCCGGAUUUAAUGGCGAGGCUGAGUUUCAAUCGGUGAAACUGCUGUGAAUUCAAAGCCUUGGCUUUUCUCGUAAGAGACUUUGCUAGAAAGAUUUUAAUCAGGGAUUGUAGAAUGAAUUUUUCAUCAUAUUUCAUUCAUCCAAGUUGUUGUCACCAACCGUGUCACCUUUUACUAAAGAUUCGAAUUUGCAUGCUCGAAUUACAGGAGGAGGUGUCAUGUCUUGUGACGGUGAUAAAGGUUUUGAAUUCUCACCAAGGUUUUUUUAUUAGUCGGUCUCAUACCACCUGAUUCCAAGCUAAAAACACGAAGACACUGUCAUUAAGUAAGUUCGGUGGAAGAUGGGUAGGUACCGUUUUGCUUGAUGAAGGCACUGCAAGUGGGCGGAGAUACGUCAUAGAAAAGUGCGAGAUAAUAAAGUCGUCGCUUAUUCAGAAUAAGCGGCGCCAAGUGGUCCAACAGCCUGAAGGAACACCGCUGGGCGUAAAACUUGGAACUCGGAGCAAACUAGCCGGGUAACAGGAGUGAGAAAGAGAGAGCGCGAUCAAGGUGCAAAGAAAUCAUUAAUUAGCAUUUAUAAUCAGAGAGACCUCCCUCGAUCAUCGACUAUCUUCCAUCGAUUCACGCGUUAAGUGUUCAUCGAAAAUUCACAAACUUUUAGUCAUCCAAACCUCUUCGAAAA